This is a messenger RNA of Hordeum vulgare subsp. vulgare (domesticated barley), 1443 nucleotides long. RefSeq names its product fructose-1,6-bisphosphatase, chloroplastic. Gene Ontology annotation, molecular function: fructose 1,6-bisphosphate 1-phosphatase activity. The record is from RefSeq and is a predicted model, not a curated record. Bases 85 to 1314 code for a protein of 409 amino acids. The transcript is spliced from 4 exons. Gene Ontology annotation, biological process: fructose metabolic process; fructose 6-phosphate metabolic process; sucrose biosynthetic process. Gene Ontology annotation, cellular component: cytoplasm; cytosol. NCBI's taxonomy places the organism in Eukaryota, Viridiplantae, Streptophyta, Magnoliopsida, Poales, Poaceae.
ACCAAUGGAACAAAACAAGAAGCCGCACACGGUGCGCGCCGAGCCAGGGCAGGGAAAGGAAAUUAAUCCGGCAGCACCAAAGCAAUGGCCGCCGCGACCACCACCACCUCCCGCCCGCUUCUGCUCUCCCGCCAGCAGGCGGCGGCAAGCUCCAUCCAAUGCCGCCUCCCAAGGAGGCCCGGAAGCAGCCUCUUUGCCGGCCAGGCCCAGGCGUCGACUCCGAAUGUGCGGUGCAUGGCGGUCGUGGACACGGCCUCAGCGGCGGCGCCGGCGGCGGCUAAAAAGAGGAACAGCUACGACAUGAUCACGCUGACGACGUGGCUGCUAAAGCAGGAGCAGGACGGGGUCAUUGACAACGAGAUGACCAUCGUGAUGUCCAGCAUAUCCACGGCGUGCAAGCAGAUCGCCUCGCUGGUGCAGCGUGCGCCCAUCUCCAACCUCACCGGCGUCCAGGGCGCCACCAACGUGCAGGGAGAGGACCAGAAGAAACUCGACGUCAUCUCCAACGAGGUGUUCUCGAACUGCCUGAGGUGGAGUGGUCGCACUGGCGUGAUCGCAUCGGAGGAGGAGGACGUGCCUGUGUCGGUGGAGGAGAGCUACUCGGGCAACUACAUAGUAGUGUUCGACCCGCUCGACGGCUCCUCCAACAUUGACGCCGCCGUCUCCACGGGCUCCAUCUUCGGCAUCUACAGCCCAUCCGACGAGUGCCACAUCGGCGAUGACGCAACCAUUGACGAAGUGACGCAGAUGUGCAUAGUGAACGUGUGCCAGCCAGGGAGCAACCUGCUCGCCGCCGGCUACUGCAUGUACUCGAGCUCGGUCAUCUUUGUGCUUACCAUCGGCACCGGGGUGUACGUGUUCACGCUGGACCCGAUGUACGGCGAGUUCGUGCUGACGCAGGAGAAGGUGCAGAUCCCGAAGUCGGGCAAGAUCUACUCCUUCAACGAGGGCAACUACGCGCUCUGGGACGACAAGCUCAAGAAGUACAUGGACAGCCUCAAGGACCCCGGCACCUCCGGCAAACCCUACUCCGCGCGCUACAUCGGCAGCCUCGUCGGCGACUUCCACCGCACCAUGCUCUACGGCGGCAUCUACGGGUACCCCAGCGACCAGAAGAGCAAGAACGGCAAGCUGCGGCUGCUCUAUGAGUGCGCGCCCAUGAGCUUCAUCGCCGAGCAGGCCGGCGGCAAAGGGUCCGACGGCCACCAGAGGGUACUCGACAUCAUGCCCACAGAGGUCCAUCAGAGAGUGCCUCUGUACGUCGGGAGCGUGGAGGAAGUGGAGAAGGUGGAGAAAUUCUUGUCUUCAGAUUAGAACAAGAAUGAGGGAUACACACGCUGUUUCUUCGAAGAAAUUACUGUACUGUAUCUAAUUUAUAAUAUAGCCUUUUUCUUGUAAUGCCGGAAAUCUAUUUAAAGAAUUCCAGUUGGAUUGUGAGGUCAA